AUGACCGGAGUUCCACCGUCGCCAGGCUUCGGAGGAAACGGUAACGCGUUCGGAGCUGGACUUGGUGCUCCAGGUGCCGGCAGUGGAAUCCCCGCAAAUGGUGGCGCACUCGCUGGCGGAGUUGGCAGCGGGUUAGCUGCGAACUCGAUGGGAGGAUUCGGUGGAGCGAAUCGGAUGGGUGCUCUUGGUGGCGGCAUGCUCGGCGGUCCUGGAGCUGGUGCUGGUAUGGGCGGGGGCUUCUUCAAUGGAAACGGUGGAGGUGGCUUCGGUCAGCCAAUGGGUGUCGGUAUGCAAGGUGGCAACACGUUUGGUGGCUUCGGUGGUCAAGGCGGCGCAAUGGGGAACUUCAACCAAGCUGGCAACAACGGAUUUGCAGGUGCUGCUGGAGGACAAUUUGGCUUUGGAGGUGCUGCAUCGGGAGGUGGCAACGGCUUCGGCGGCGGCAAUGCAUUGGGAGGAGGUUUCAACCGCCGCGAGCGUCAGCGUCGUCGCCGUUGA
This is a messenger RNA of Phytophthora nicotianae INRA-310, 498 nucleotides long. RefSeq lists its product as hypothetical. Lineage: Eukaryota; Oomycota; Peronosporomycetes; Peronosporales; Peronosporaceae. The transcript has a single exon. The coding region runs from base 1 to 498 and encodes 165 amino acids. The record is from RefSeq and is a predicted model, not a curated record.